Messenger RNA from Setaria italica (foxtail millet), 2571 nucleotides. RefSeq names its product probable serine/threonine-protein kinase At1g01540. NCBI's taxonomy places the organism in Eukaryota, Viridiplantae, Streptophyta, Magnoliopsida, Poales, Poaceae. Gene Ontology annotation, molecular function: protein kinase activity; ATP binding. Gene Ontology annotation, biological process: protein phosphorylation. Bases 670 to 2280 code for a protein of 536 amino acids. The record is from RefSeq and is a predicted model, not a curated record. The transcript is spliced from 6 exons.
ACUCUGCUGUCUUCCUCUUCCACCUCUCCAUGCAUGCAGAGGAGCAGCGCCCUCAUUACUUCCCAUUACUGUCCCUCCAUUCCUCUUCUCUGUCCUCCUGACUCCUGGUCUUGAUCCUCUCUCCUGUCACCUUCACUUUGCCAAAGCGCUCGGUACAUCCCCAGUACUGCAACCGAUCCAUCGAAGCAACCAUUCUCGUGCAAUCCUCCCUCUCCGUUCGUCGGUUUGCCCCCAAGGAUCGAUCCCCGUCACGCCGGCCGCCCACCGCCACCAGCCACACCAUCGCUGGUCUCCUCUCACCAGAAUCCAAAAUUCUCAUCACACCAAACUUUCCACUCCUCACUUUUCCCCCAAGCAAAUCCAAUCUUUACAACCGCAUUGCCUCCAACAACUGCCUCCUGACCUUCCUCUCGCACCCGAUUACCCACUCAAAUCCAAUCCGCUGCGCCCAAAGUCGUGGCAUUCGCGACUGUUUCAUCCUUAACGCCCGAUUCUGCUCUAAAUCCGCCGUACGCGGUCCACUUCAGUCCAGAAAAUCCGAGCUCGAUGCUGUUUGCGCGGUGGAGCCCAAUCUUUGAAGCCUAAUUACGGUCAAGAGCACCAGGAGAUCGGGCAAUUCGCAAGAAGCUGUAGGGCGGCGCCCUGGCUUCUCGCGCUCCGCCGGGUCCCAUGUCGGACUCGGAGCUGUCCCAGAGCACGGUGGUGUUCGGGCUCCGCAUGUGGGUGCUCGUCGGCAUCGGCGUCGGCGCCGCCUUCGUGCUCCUGCUCGUCCUCAUCUCCGUCCUCUGCCUCCUCGCCUUCCGCCGCCGCCGGCGGCAGCGGCCGGCCAACGCCGCCCAGCAGCUCCCCACCACGGCCCCUCCCAAGGAUUCCGCGAAUGUCAAGGCGCCCAAGGACAUCCAAGAAGUCCCCUCCCACGUCACCGCCACCGCCGCCGCCCCGGCGAAGACGCAGCUCGCGCAGGUGCUCCAGCUCCCCACGCCACAGGUCUCCGAGCAGAUCGUGACAGGCAAGGAACGCCGCAUCACGUACCCGGAGCAGCAGCAGCACCCCAGCCACCGGAGCGAGGGGCCUUCGCCGCACGGCAGCGACGAGAGACGAGGGGGGCGAGGUGGCGCUGCGGACCACGCGCCACCGGCGGUGCCGGAGGUGUCCCACCUCGGGUGGGGCCACUGGUACACGCUCAAGGAGCUGGAGACGGCGACCGGGAUGUUCUCCGACGAGAACGUGAUCGGCGAGGGCGGGUAUGGGAUCGUGUACCAUGGAGUGCUCGAGAACGGCACGCAGGUGGCGGUCAAGAACUUGCUCAACAACAGGGGUCAGGCAGAGAAGGAAUUCAAAGUUGAGGUCGAAGCGAUUGGGCGUGUGCGACACAAGAACCUUGUGCGCCUUCUAGGAUACUGUGCUGAGGGUAAUCAGAGGAUGCUUGUUUAUGAGUAUGUCGAUAAUGGGAACUUGGAACAGUGGCUGCACGGGGACGUUGGACCCGUAAGCCCUCUUACAUGGGAGAACAGGAUGAAGAUUAUACUGGGAACAGCAAAAGGGUUGAUGUAUUUGCAUGAGGAACUUGAACCAAAAGUGGUUCACCGUGAUGUCAAGUCAAGCAACAUCCUUCUGGACAAGCACUGGAACGCUAAGCUCUCAGAUUUCGGACUCGCAAAGCUUCUUGGUUCAGAACGGAGUUAUGUUACUACACGAGUUAUGGGAACUUUCGGGUUAGCUUCUAUGCACUGCACUUUUAAGCUUUUAGCAGAGGCUGGGUCUGAUGGAUGGGUUCUAAUUUUCUUUAAUAAUUACAGGUAUGUUGCUCCAGAGUACGCGGGGACUGGAAUGUUGAAUGAAACAAGCGAUAUAUAUAGUUUUGGAAUUCUCAUUAUGGAAAUAAUAUCUGGUAGGGUACCAGUGGAUUAUAACAGGCCACCAGGAGAGGUUAAUUUAGUUGAUUGGCUUAAGACAAUGGUAAGCAGCCGAAAUUCUGAUGGCGUUGUGGACCCAAAGAUCCCCAAGAAGCCUACUUCUAGGUCAGUGAAGAAGGCUUUGCUAGUGGCAUUGCGAUGUGUAGAUCCUGAUGCUAGUAAGAGGCCAAGGAUUGGGCAUGUCAUUCACAUGCUUGAGGUCGAUGAUUUCCCGUACAGAGAGGAUCGCCGAGGCAACAGAGCACCAGGGCAAGCAAGAGCACCAGAGAAACCGGCAGUUGGAUCAGGUGACCAUGAGACCGACAGCAGUGCGAAUGGUGCCACACAAGCCGAACCCUUCAGAUGGAGAAACCCAGAUGCCUAGGUGUUGUCGCCUGUCGGAUUACUGAUUGAGGAAGUGAAAUCCUCAUGAUUUCUGAAGGAGAACAGUGCCCACUGAAAACUGGGUGCUGUACUGUCGUUUGUUCGGGUGCCCUCAUCCGUUCAGCACAUCAUCUGUACAUGUCAACAAUAUGAUUUAGCCCCUAGUAAAUUUUCCUGCUUAUAUUUAUAUAGGUAGAAGUAUCUAUGUAUGAUAAACCCGUGCCAUUUAAGUUAAAAAUGGGUUUUUGGCACCUCUGGUUAAGAAAUGGAUCAUGACUUUAGCUGAACUUGU